CGAUAAAACCCCGUAACGUGGGAAACAGGGGUCCGUGCCGGUAGCUACCGGAUAAGUAACGCUUAAUUUCAGCUUUAAAGUUGCACAGACCAGGGUCGCUCCAGAACAGUGGAAGUAAGCCGCGAGGUACAUACGUGUUUGGAUGUGACCCCACUGCAUAGACAAGUACCUGCCGUACCUACAACUGAAAGCUUCGAGCUGCGAUUUCUUCAGCCUUACAACAUUCAGUUAAAUAUCAACUUUAGCAGUUGCAACCUACAAUUAUCUCCCGGUUCUGCGCAAGCUGUAGAGAUCCAUCGCGAGAUUUCGAUUCUAGCGAUUAUAACUUUCCUACCUACCUGGAAGGAACCCGAGAAAUACCAAUCCUCAUCUAAACCCCGAAACAUCAUUCAGUCGCCAUGGAACCUCGAGCCCGCGCAGGCAAGAAUGUUGGCAAGGAGACUUUUAACGCAAAAGAGAUCCGCGCCCUCCUCUACGCCUACGGCGACGUCCAAGACCCACUGCCCGAAACAGUCCGCGUGCUCGACGAAAUCGUAACGGAGUUCCUGGAGGGCGUGUGCUUCGAAGCAAGUCGGCACGCGCAGGUAGCGGGGCGGCAGAAGCUCAAGUUCGACGACUUCGAAUUCGCGCUAAGGCGGAACCCGCAGUAUCUCGGUCGCGUUAAGAGUAUGAUUGAGAAGAGGCAACGGAUUAAAGAAAUGCGCAAGACGUUUGAUCAGGAGGAUGAUGCGUUGGCUAAGGAACAUGCGAAAGAUGCUGCGGCGGCGGCUGCUGGUGGGGGUGGGAGGGAUGCGGAUGAGUUGUUGGGGCUCGAUGAGGAUGAUGAGGAUUUGAAGGAGGUCAAGCAGAAUGCGCCUUCGUCAAAGGGUUCCGGGAGUAAGAAGAGGAAGAGACCUCAGAAGUAGUUAAGGUGUUGACGGGGAAUGCUGCUUGACAUAGGGACACGACGCGGUGCGUUAUAACGAUGGCGAUUACGACGGAUUUUGCAUUUUUUACGAGCAUGGCCACGGCGUUUCGGACGGGGGAUACCAGGUUGCAUUUUACGGUCACGAUAACUUAGAUUGACCUCACUUCAGAUUGAUACGCAUCCACUGUAUAAUUGAUAUUCUCCUCGAUGAGCACUCUGAUUUAUAGCCACAGAAUGAUUGUUUAUUGUUUACCUUGCUACCUAAGUAGUUUACUAAUGUUUACCCAUAA
Molecule: messenger RNA, 1197 nt
Organism: Hypoxylon trugodes
Lineage: Eukaryota; Fungi; Ascomycota; Sordariomycetes; Xylariales; Hypoxylaceae
Product: TFIID-18kDa-domain-containing protein
Exons: 2
Coding region: 399-905 (168 amino acids)
Biological process (GO): transcription by RNA polymerase II; RNA polymerase II preinitiation complex assembly
Cellular component (GO): transcription factor TFIID complex
Molecular function (GO): protein heterodimerization activity
Source: RefSeq, a predicted model, not a curated record